Camellia sinensis is the source of this 957-nucleotide messenger RNA. Lineage: Eukaryota; Viridiplantae; Streptophyta; Magnoliopsida; Ericales; Theaceae. The record is from RefSeq and is a predicted model, not a curated record.
GAUCAAGGAUGAUUUAGUAGAAACACCGAAAGAAUGAAAUGUUCUUCUUGGAGAACUCAUCAAUUCCUUCUUGCUAGAGAAGGUUGGCAACAAUUAUGUCCGAAUGUGGGAUGAAACUAAAAUUGUCCUGCAGAAAUUAUUUAUACCGAGUCUUUUUCUAAGGCAAGGGCGAUUAGGAUUGAUUGAGACACCAAAGGUUGAAAAAUGGACUAAUCUCAAGGAGAUUGAGUUGAUGAAUAAUAAAUUGUCUGAGCUACCGGAGAACCCCAAGUGCCCAUUUCUCCAGAAACUGAUUUUACAUAACAACUAUGAUCUGAUGGAAAUUCCUGAAUUAUUCUUUGAAAGCAUGCCUCUCCUACGAGUUCUAGAUUUGUCCUAUACUAGCAUAAAGUCUUUGCCACCUUCUAUUUCCAGAUUGAGAUCACUUCAAACAUUCAAUUUGAGAGGUUGUGCACUUCUCAUGGAGCUGCCCCCCCAACUCGGAGUACGUGGGAAUCUUGAGAUAUUUGAUCUUGAAGGAACUGAAAUUAUGUACCUACCCGAGGAAAUUGGUGAAUUAAUUAGUUUGACGUGCUUCAAGGUCUCUUUAUGUGGCUGUGCAAACCGCUAUAUGGACUUGAUAAUCCCAACAAAGGCAUUAUUAAAACUCUCUGAAUUGGAAGAAUUAAGCAUUGAUGUGAACCCAGAUGAUGAGUGGUGGGAUGCUGAGGUGAAAACAAUACUCAAUGAACCAAGUAAAGCAUUAAAGUUGAAAUUCCUUGAGUUGUAUCUGCCAACCGUUGAAAUAUUACAGCUACUUAGAUGGAAAGGCACAGAACUCAAGUAUCCAGAUUGGUUUGAAUUUAGAUUCAUUGUUGGUUGUCACCGACAGCGCCUCAUAUCCCGCCUACCACAUGAAGUUGAAGAGAGAUUCAAGAAAUGGAACAAAUGGAGGAAACGCCUUGAGUAUAUAAAUGG